This is a messenger RNA of Wasmannia auropunctata (little fire ant), 1014 nucleotides long. RefSeq lists its product as uncharacterized. The record is from RefSeq and is a predicted model, not a curated record. The transcript has a single exon. The coding region runs from base 1 to 1014 and encodes 337 amino acids. Gene Ontology annotation, molecular function: RNA-DNA hybrid ribonuclease activity; nucleic acid binding. Lineage: Eukaryota; Metazoa; Arthropoda; Insecta; Hymenoptera; Formicidae.
AUGCAGACUCAAGGGAAAUUGAGGAAUACUGGCCUCGAACACACGAGGCUCGAGCUUCUUCAAAAGCACCCUUUCACUUUAAAACAAGACCGGAUUCCUAGGAAACACCAGUUGGCUAAAAUCUUUAAGGUUUUAAUACCAACUAAAAAGGACUGGAGACGGCCAGGUUUUCUCACUGGUCCGGGAGUGGACCUAUGGUAUACGGAUGGAUCGGGGGCAGGCGGCUGUUUCGGGGCCGGGGUGUUUGGACCCACAAUAGAUUACCGAGAGAGCAUACCUGUAGGUGGACUGGCCACGGUCUUUCAAGCCGAGGUGCUAGCCAUCCACAGGUGUGCCGAGAUCCUAAUGGAAACAAGAAGGAGUCGGCACACUAUAUACAUCUGCUCCGACAGCAGAGCAGCUAUAGAGGCCCUUACGAAGACCACUACUGAAUCAGCAGUAGUUUGGGACUGUAAGCAGGCACUGAAUAGCUUAGGGAAAAAAUGUACUUUAACCCUAGUGUGGACUCCUGGACAUCAAGGAAUCUUAGGCAACGAGGUGGCGGACGGCCUGGCAAAAGCGGGGACGCAAAUGAACCCAGCCACACAGGCCGUCGGCGUACCUUAUGCUGCAGGGAAAAAGACCAUCAAGCUCGAGGGCGGGCACGUAAAAUCCUGGCAAGCGACCAGCGGCUGUAGAAUAUCCAAACAGCUAAUGAGCCUCUCUCUGCGAAGCAGAGCAAACGAACUGCUAUCAAUGAGUAGAACCAAGGCGAGAGUUGGUGUGGGCCUACUCACGGGCCAUGUGGCCCUCAGAGGUCACCUAUACAACCUCGGAAUUACCACGCAAAAAAAGUGCAGAUUAUGCGGAGAGGAGAGCGAGGACAGCAUACACAUUCUGUGUCAUUGCCCCGCACUUGUCUGCAAGAGAUACAGAUCCUGGGGCAACAUAUUCGUAAAGCCCAAGGAUCUUGAAGACAAGAAGGUAAACAGCUUUAUAAGACUGGCGACAGAUGCCAGGCUAGGGCUGCUAUAG